AUGGGUCUGAGCUUCUUCAAAUUAAGCCGUGUCAUUGCUCUGUUUGUUGCUGGUGCUUCUCGCGUCUUCCUGACAUGCUUUGGAGUUCAUUACUGGUAUCUUGGACACUUUAUAAGUUAUGCUGUUGUGGGGUCCGUCUUACUUGGUGCAGCCGUGACUUACCACCUGUUAGUCACAAACCCUUUAGCAGCAAGAAGAGACGCCUUACAAAGAACUAUGAUUCGCCUCAGAGAAGGGACUUCUCUGUUGUCAUGUCCGUCUGUUAUCGGCGAGGUUCCGGUGGUCAUUCUUAGAUGCAUUAUUCGUGAUGAGGCUACAUUGGCUGUUGCUCAGAAGGUCUUCAAAGGCUUGUAUGAAAAUGCAGCAAACACAGCUCAUGUUGGUGCUCAUCUUGCCAUGUUAGCUUCAAUCUGUGAUGCUAGAAAGCUUGUGGUAUUCUUGAAAGCCAGAACAGGUGUUGUUGUUUCCAAUGAGGAAAUAUUGGGAUUUGCAAAGUUAUUCAAUGAUGAACUUACACUUGAUAAUAAUAGCAGGCCUCGUUUAGUGCAUAUGUGCAAGCAUAUAGGAAUCCAACCCUAUGCAACGGUUGACUUCAGAGGAGAACUACUAGUAGGACCCUCAAGGAAUCCAACCCUAUCAAAUGAUGUCUCUGGCAGUGAGGAAACAGAUGACCUGGAAUUCACCACUGCAGAUUAUUAUCGCAUCUUGGCUACUAAAAAAGAAGGUGGGUGUAAUACCCCUAUGUAUUUUCGAGUAGACAAUUGCACCACAAAGUUGAAAAUCAUCAGGGUCCAUGCUAGAGUGUUACGAGUGUUAGGAACCAAAUCUGUCCCAUUGACUUUCAUGACACCCUUAGCCUACAAAGUUGUAUUUUGGAUUGUUGAUUUGUUAUUUAUCAACUACCAUGAAUGA
Messenger RNA from Lactuca virosa, 912 nucleotides. Lineage: Eukaryota; Viridiplantae; Streptophyta; Magnoliopsida; Asterales; Asteraceae. The record is from the annotation of a GenBank genome assembly.